UUUUAGAAAUGGAUGCGUUAUUCGAGAACAGGCGGGCCUUCUGCUAAUGGGGUGGGUUGUGAAACCAGAAGAGGCGGUCCCUGAGAACAUUAUCACGAAAAGCCACGCGGUUCAUAUAGGGAUAGUGGCCGUCCUCGCCUGAACUUCACAUAGAAAGACACAAAUAGGAGCUGGGGCAUCACGGACGAAUCAGAACGGACCAAUGAAGGGUUGCAGUGAAAACAACAUGUUACAGUCGCUACUGGAUAUUGUAGGGAGUGUGGGAUUUGUUUUCUAGUGCUGUCGCUGAAUCCAUUACUGCAGGUGGCUUUUAAGUAUUAUUUCUUUAGAAAUCAGUCCUUUAGUAAAGAACACCGCGAAGUUACCGGAUUCUGGUCAUUCGCUAAUCUAAGGUGGAGCCAUUGUCAAAAGCCAUUCAGGUUUGCUGUGCAACAACAACCUGUCAUCAAUGAGUUUUACUGCACCAGGAGUGUUUCCCGAAGAGUCUCAGGAGAUGCGAGAGCAUGGAGUCCUUGGGGUAGAAAUGGCCUCUCCCAGCACGUUCACAGAUGAAGCCGUGUCUAUCCUCACGUCCAGCAGCCUCUUGGCACGCUCACUGCUGGGGCGCACCACUGCAGUUAAGCGCAAGGAGCCGGAGAUGAGCGAGAGCCAGGCGUUAGCGGCAAGACGCAAGCGGGAGUUCAUCCCACAGGACAAGAAGGACGAUAGCUACUGGGACAAACGCAAGAAGAACAACGAGGCGGCCAAGCGUUCGCGGGAGAAGCGGCGCGUCAACGACAUGGUGCUAGAGACCCGUGUGCUCGCCCUCCUGGAGGAGAACGCCAGGCUGCGGGCCGAGCUGCUGGCACUCAAGUUCCGCUUCGGCCUCGUCAAGGACCCGUCUAAUGUGCCCAUCCUGCCCCUCACACAGUCACCCCCCACCCCCCAGCACUGCUACCUGCCCUCUCCCCACUCGGGUCACCCCUCUGUGUCUCAGCCUUCAGGUCUUCAGCUGGGGCCUCGGAGCUUGGGUUCCAGCACAGCCAGGGGCGACAUCGCGAUGGGUGACGCGGGCAGCAUGUCGUCCGAGGACUCUGGCUUCUCCACGCCGGGCGGCUCCAGCGUGGGCAGCCCUGUGUUCUUUGAGGAGCGCCACGCAGGGGAGCGCGACAUCAAGCUGUCCCCACACUGCACCGAGGAGCAGGAGACGCACCACCCCGCCGGUGACGGCCUCCUCCACGCAGCUGGGUCGGCGCGCUCCCCCAUCGCGCUGCACCUCUCUGGGGAACUCUCUCAAGCUAUGGUGGCCGUCGUCGGGAAGCUAGAUGGUGGAGAGGGGAUGAGGUGCCUCCCCCACAAGCUGCGCUUCAAGACGCCUGGCAGUGGAGAGGGCAGUGGCAGUGGCAGCGAUGCACCAGCGGGAGACAGCCGUGGCGUUCUGCAUCCCACCGCCGCCGCUAGGAGCUGGCACCCGCCCGUGGACGGAGGGGAAGGUGCUGCAGGGUUCUGGUCCCAGGAGGGAGAGCACGCCAGGCCAACACCUUAUGAGCACGCCGCCCCCAGUGGUGGACAGGGGCAGAACGAGAGUCAGGCCGCCACCCACAUGCUCAAGUCCCAGCUGACGUCUCUCAGUGAAGAAGUGGCCCAGCUGAAGAGGCUCUUCUCUGCACAGAUGGUGUCCAAAAGCAACUAAUGAGCACCAACACAGAGACCCCUUUGAAUAACAUCACAUCACCUCACCAAAGCAGACCUGGCCUGGCCUUCUUCAUCUCCACAACAUGCAAACAGGGAGAAGGGAUGGGAAGAACAGGAGGACACAGAAGGAGAGAGCAAUAAUGGACUGGACCUGUCACAACUCUACCUCUGCUGAAUCUCAGCUAAGAAAGAUACAAAAAGAGAGAUCACACAAUAAUCAACUGCCUAACACACUCCUCAAUGUACAACUGUUUAUGUGAAAUAUGUUGUGUAACACUGUUGUUUCUCACUGCCCUAGUCACUAACUUCAAUCCCACCUCACUGCCCUUGUAUGGCUACACAGUGCCAGUUACGUUAGCUGUUCGCUCUUGCCUCCAACACUGAAAAGGCUCCAGCUCCAUAUAGUGUCUGAUUUUUAUCACAGAGGCAAAAUGACAGGCUGCAAUCUAAACACAAAUUCUUCAAAAAGAGGCGCUUAUCACUCAGUCCAACACUUCACCUCCUGUAGGUCACUCUAUAGUCCUGCAGGGGUUGGGAGAAAGCUGAAUAUUAAUUGAAAAGAUUAACUGGUUCUUAGCUGAAUUAGAAACAUUUGACAGAGUGAAAUGUCGGCGGACCAGGGCCCCCUGAAGGCCAAAGAGGGGUACCAUUUGAACAGAAAAUUAAAAUCAUCACUUUGCUUUGUUUUGUUUUUAAAACACAAGGGAGACUCUAAUUACUCUUUCAUUAAAUCCACAGCGUUGAAGCUGAGAGGACCCCUGUAGGAGGGGAGGGGGCAUAGCAGGGGGUACACGAUCACUUCACACUCUGUGUGUUUGGAUGUGUGUGUCAGGACAUUUGAAAUGACCUGGGUUUACAGCACACACACUGCUAACUUACAUUUGAUGAUGGAAAUUGUCAUGUCUUGUGUCUUGUGAACUUAUGUUGCGAGUUUUGUACAUGUGAAUAAAUAUGUAUUAAAAUACUCUUGAACUCUU
Molecule: messenger RNA, 2651 nt
Organism: Clupea harengus (Atlantic herring)
Lineage: Eukaryota; Metazoa; Chordata; Actinopteri; Clupeiformes; Clupeidae
Gene: nfil3-6
Product: nuclear factor, interleukin 3 regulated, member 6
Biological process (GO): regulation of DNA-templated transcription; circadian rhythm
Cellular component (GO): nucleus
Molecular function (GO): DNA binding; DNA-binding transcription factor activity
Source: RefSeq, a predicted model, not a curated record